AUGGCCGGCGGCGGCGCUACCUGCAGGCGGAGGGGCGGCCCCGGGGCGCGGUACCUGCGGUCGGGCGGCGGCUGCUGCUUCCGCGAGCCUCCUUUGCUCCAAAAUGGCGGCGCUGGGGACGGAUCACGUGAGCCUCGGGCAGGUCAGGUGACCCGAGUGGCGGGCCGCGGGGCGGGGCGAUACGCAGGCCCCGCCCACGGGCAUCCUGGGGCAUUCCGGCUGGGCCGGCGCGGAGAAGUGCCUUUCAGAUCAUGUUUUAAAACCUUCCACGUCUGGCGUUGGGAACGCAGCCGCGGCUUGGUGCUGGAUAGCAAGAGGCAAAGGAAGAAAAGCACAGCACUUCUCCAGACCAAAGGCAAAGGCAGGUGCAUACAACGGCCUCCCACAGAGCAGCGGUGUCAGUGGACGGAGGUGUGUCCAUGGCCCUCGUGGGCUGCCCAGCGCUGUGUGGGUAUCCCCAUUGCUCACGCCAUCCCCAGCUUCCUAUUUCUCUUGCAACUGGGAUAUCAGGAGAGGCUUUGCAUCGAACUGUCUGCCCAGGGGACGGUGGUAUGGAGCACAGAGUCAUUUCACGGUGCUGCAGUCUCACAAUCAUGGGUGCCCACCCCUCCUGCUCUGUGCUUCCCAUGUGGCCCCUAUGAGCACCUGCCUCCAUGCCACAGCCACAUCGUGCUAAGGCGGAGUUACAAGGGGCAACCACAAGUUCACGUGCAGGACCCAGAAUGGCCCAUGGCCAAGGAUUGUCUGCGCGGGAGGAAGAAGGCCGAGCUCUUCGCCUAGGAAGGGCAGCACAAACUUCAAGGUAUAAUUUAUGAUUUAACAAAUGCUAGUCUAAAUAAUUGAGACCAUGUUUG
Molecule: messenger RNA, 854 nt
Organism: Mustela erminea (ermine)
Lineage: Eukaryota; Metazoa; Chordata; Mammalia; Carnivora; Mustelidae
Exons: 6
Coding region: 1-780 (259 amino acids)
Source: RefSeq, a predicted model, not a curated record